Serendipita indica DSM 11827 is the source of this 576-nucleotide messenger RNA. Lineage: Eukaryota; Fungi; Basidiomycota; Agaricomycetes; Sebacinales; Serendipitaceae. The record is from the annotation of a GenBank genome assembly.
AUGGACGCGAUCGCCCCAACAGGCUUGUCAUUAUGGCUCAUCCCAUCCCAGCCGUGCAAAUCUCAGAUCCAGACCAUCAUAAACGACGUGGCAGAUGCUGAAAGAAGCCCUAAAUUUGAGCCACACAUGACGGUCGUCUCCGUCGAGUGUCCAAACGCGGUCCCACCUCUAGACGCUUGCCUAUCGCCCAUUCUGCGCAACUUCGAGCGACUGCGUCUCGGCUUCAAGGAACUUUUCAUAGGAACGGAUUAUUUUGUGUCGGUCGCGAUUGCACUAAGCCCAAGUGGCCCACUCCUCGAGUUCAGAAGGGAGAUUGUCGAAGCAGUAACCAGAGAGUUGGGCGUACCCGUGCCAGAGAAGCCAUUCUUCCCUCACAUCUCACUCCAUUAUGGCGACAUCGCAGCAGAGGACCGGGAGAGGAUCGCAUCGCAUAUCCGGACCAAAGGCGUCGAGAGUGGCAAUUGGGCAGGGUUGAAGAUCGGCGGAGUUGUAAGCAACCUGCCAGAUGAGUUGUGGGUCGUAAAGACGGAAGGGCCGGUGGAGAGCUGGGAGGUUCUAGAGAUGAUUCAAUUCUGA